Saprolegnia diclina VS20 is the source of this 487-nucleotide messenger RNA. RefSeq lists its product as hypothetical. The coding region runs from base 19 to 363 and encodes 114 amino acids. The transcript has a single exon. Lineage: Eukaryota; Oomycota; Saprolegniomycetes; Saprolegniales; Saprolegniaceae. The record is from RefSeq and is a predicted model, not a curated record.
GUCAGCCAGACGACGACCAUGCAGACGGUCGCAUUGACCGCCAACGCGCUCCUCAAGGUCGGCGUCGAUCAGCUGGAGAAAGCCGCGCGCCCGAUGCUCAAAGCGAUGCUGUCGAGCGCCAUGGACGAGAUCUUCGAUUGCACCGCUGCACACGUAGGUGAUGUCCUCCUCGCAUGGACCGUACUCGCCCUCGUCAUCCUCUUGGCCUCGCGCUUGCCAGAGAUCGAGCACAUCGAGGCGCGUGGGCAGGCGGUUCUGUGUCUACUCAUCGUCUUCUCCAAGUUGGUCAUGGAGCCCGUGCACGGUCUCGUCCUUCUGUACCGCUUGCACCAUCUCCCGGAGCACCGUUUCCGAGGUGAUUAGACGUUCGCCGGCGACGACAACGCUCCGCUACCACGAUCGCCGCCUCUGCAAAGGUACACCAAUGCUUCGAUCCUUCCAGCCCAUGCAGCGUUCGUUUCGGCUGGAUGUAUGGUAUUACUCGUAG